AUGGUUCUUCAGUAUGAUGAAAGUGUUCGCAACACACGCAGGGCGAGCUUGUGCGAUUUCCUAACAGCAGGACAGCUCAGGCUUGCAAGGCUGUGGAGGGAUGCACCCCCGACGCUAUCCGCGGCAGAAGCCAUCCGCUCGACAUGUCAGCAGGCACGACGCAACGAGGUGACUUCCUUCAUCUCCAUGACUCUCCUGGGGAUCUCGUCGGUGUAUGUGAACCACGAGGACAAGCUGAAGAAGAAGUUCGAAGAGAUCGGACUGAUCGUAGACUCAGUGCAAGAGAGUAAAGCGAUCAUGUGGAAGGCUCCGUAUAGAUCCGAGAUAGCGAGUGCUGAUGAGAUCCCGACACUCAUCUCAGCCGUCAAGACGACCGCAACGGCAAUGAAGAACCUGGGACUUGACAAGAAGUUAUCCGAUGUUGACGAUAUCAUGACAGAUCUGGAAGAGACACACUCUGACGUAAAGGAUAUCAACAACAUACUAUCACAGAAGAUGAGCUUCCAUGAAGACGAAUUUGAUGACAACGACAUCGAAGAAGAGCUGAACAUACUCAUGGGUAUAGAAUCAGAAGAAUGCAAGCAAGAGUCAAGCCUUAUGCGCAACAAACUUAUCAUCAAAUCGAGCAACAAGGCAACUUUGGACAUACCAACCAUACAGAGCACCAUGACAAGGAAGAAGAGAAUAAGAAGGAUAACGAGACCCAUGCCAGCACAGUAA
Guillardia theta CCMP2712 is the source of this 720-nucleotide messenger RNA. RefSeq lists its product as hypothetical. The coding region runs from base 1 to 720 and encodes 239 amino acids. The record is from RefSeq and is a predicted model, not a curated record. Lineage: Eukaryota; Cryptophyceae; Pyrenomonadales; Geminigeraceae. Gene Ontology annotation, biological process: vacuolar transport. The transcript has 3 exons.